Molecule: messenger RNA, 1448 nt
Organism: Pseudo-nitzschia multistriata
Lineage: Eukaryota; Bacillariophyta; Bacillariophyceae; Bacillariales; Bacillariaceae
Source: the annotation of a GenBank genome assembly
CGCAGAGAAUCACACCUCAUUUGGUUGCCGACGAGAUAUCGGUCAGCUUACCGUACGUACGGCAUAAACAGAGUACGAGUACGAGUACGAGUACGAGUACCGGACGUCGUGUGACACGCAUUGACACGCAAUCGCUCACAACAUGGAUCUCUGACGACGAUUGAGAAAGAUCCCACCCGUUCUGUCCUGUUUCUUCCCUUCGACAGUGACGACUUCGAGAUUGCCAUACUUCGAGUGAAUGCACGAACGAGAAGACCUAAGUCCAUUUUCCACCAAAAUCUUCAAGAACGCCAUGAGACAAUCCACUUUGUAUUGCUGUAGUGUCCUUCUGUCUGCGGUUGGGACAGGCCCGGCGAUGGUCGAUGCCUUUGCGCCAGCCUUGCAAGAACAGUCGAACCCAAUACGGCUACAGGCCACAACAAAGGACAGCGAUUCGAUCGAUAUCGACCGACGAGGAGUUUUCCGGACAGCAGCGACGGCAGCGGUCGCAGCCAUAGCCGGUACGUCGAUAUCCCUGCCCGCCAAUGCGAACCAGGCCGAGGGCGUCAACCUACAGCAAUACGAGGAUUUCACGAAGGCCCCAGAGGGGUUUUCCUACCGCGACGUCAAUGUCGGAACCGGGGUUUCCCCCUCCAUUGGAGAUCGGGUGGUGUACGAAUGGAGCGGAUACACUAUUGGUUAUUUUGGUCGGCCCUUCGAGGCCAAGGGUGGUCCCCAGGGUGGGGCCUUCGACAAAAACCAGGAUUAUUCCCGAACCGUUCUGGGGAAAGGAGAGGUUGUCAAGGGAUUGGAGCUAGCUAUGCAGAGCAUGAAGGUUGGAGGCAUCCGGCAGAUUAUUGUUCCUUAUGGAGAAUUGGGCUAUCCGAGCACCAAGGAGGAUGCGUCCCACGACAAGAUUGGGCCAAAACCGACUACCUUCUCGGGGGAACGUGCACUUAAUUUCGUCCUCGACAACCCACGAGUGGAUCGAACUCUCCUAUUCAACGUCAAGAUGAUCCGGGUAGACAAGGCUGAUGGGAAAGGUGGAUUCACACGUGGUGAAAAGGCAUAGGUAGCUUCGCGCAUAUGCACUGUCACUCCUACGUCUUUUUUGUGGUGGUGAUUUGCGUUGUAUGAAUGGCUUGGCUCUUACUGCUACCAGCAGCAGCUGGCUCCAACAAGUGAUGGGCACUCAUACUACUAGAAGUACUCCCAGCAUAAGUAGCUAAUAAUUAUAGUAUGGCAAUACUUGUUGUUGGUACUGCGCAGAACACUAGUAUUGUACUACUAAUAUGUUUAUAUUCAAAAACAUUGGCGGUUGCUACUGCUAGUUUGGUUUAGUCUGGAAACAUUGAAGGUCUGCUUCUAUUGGUGUGGUCUGCUUCUAGCCAUUGUGGGGGAUAUGCGGGAUAGCAUUUGAAAAGAAAAUUAUUUUGGAUAUGGAUUCUUAAUUAAAACUUUUACAUGUG